Molecule: messenger RNA, 1186 nt
Organism: Vanessa tameamea
Lineage: Eukaryota; Metazoa; Arthropoda; Insecta; Lepidoptera; Nymphalidae
Gene: Ciao1
Product: probable cytosolic iron-sulfur protein assembly protein Ciao1
Exons: 4
Coding region: 46-1056 (336 amino acids)
Biological process (GO): iron-sulfur cluster assembly
Cellular component (GO): cytosolic [4Fe-4S] assembly targeting complex
Molecular function (GO): protein binding
Source: RefSeq, a predicted model, not a curated record
AUUAAAUACAAGAAUUAAUAUACGACGAUAGUUUUCACAUUUAAAAUGGCCAAAUUGGAAAUGCUUCAAACUUUAACUGGUCAUAAAGGAAUUGUUUGGAAUGCUUCUUGGCACCCUCUUGGAAAAAUAUUUGCAUCAUGUGGUGAAGAUAAAAUAAUAAAGUUAUGGAACAAAGAAGGAGAAAAAUGGGUUAUGAAAACUGUUCUAGUAGAUGGGCAUCAGCGCACAAUUAGAGAAGUAGCCUGGUCUCCAUGUGGAAAUUUUUUGGCUUCUGCGAGUUUUGAUGGAACCACAGCUAUAUGGGACAAAAAGAGUGGUCAAUUUGAAUGCAAUGCUACUCUAGAAGGACAUGAGAAUGAAGUUAAGAGUGUAGCAUGGUCCCCAUCCGGUCAACUUCUAGCUACAUGUGGUCGUGAUAAAUCAGUAUGGGUUUGGGAAGUUGCUGGAGAUGAUGAAUAUGUGUGUGAAGCAGUUCUCAAUGCCCACAAUCAAGAUGUCAAGAAAGUAGCAUGGCAUCCUUCCUCAGACAUUUUGGCCUCUGCCUCAUAUGAUAACACAGUCAAACUGUACAAGGAAGAUCAAUUGGAUAGUGAUUGGACCUGUAUGGCCACCUUGCACUCACAUGAGUCGACAGUAUGGGGUCUGGCAUUUGAUAAGACUGGUAAAAGAUUAGCAACAUGCAGUGAUGACAAAACUGUAAAAAUUUGGCAAGAAUAUAACCCUGAUAAUCAGGAGGGUGUUAUUGUUACUGAUAGAGAUGCAAUAUGGAAGUGUGUUUGCACCCUCUCAGGAUAUCACACCAGAUGCAUUUAUGAUAUAACUUGGUGUCACACAUCUGGCCUGAUUGCUACUGCUAGCGGUGAUGAUAUUAUAAGAGUAUUCAAGGAAGCAGAUAACUCAGAUCCUAAUGCACCAGAAUUUGACUUAAUUUGUACCAAGCUCAAUGCUCAUUCACAAGAUGUUAACUGUGUUCAAUGGAAUCCUUCCGGAAACCAGGAAUUAAUAUCUUGCAGUGAUGAUGGUGAAAUCAAAAUAUGGAAAUUGAUUGAAGACUAAACAAAUGGUGGAUUGAUUAAACAAAAUGAAGAAAAAAUGUGUACAAUGUUAUUUCUUCAAUAAUGUUAUGAAGAUAUCAUAAUUUUUUUGUUAAUAUGUAAAUAAAAAUAAUAAAAGCACUAUAUCUUUA